Messenger RNA from Belonocnema kinseyi, 2054 nucleotides. RefSeq names its product kinesin-like protein KIF3A. NCBI's taxonomy places the organism in Eukaryota, Metazoa, Arthropoda, Insecta, Hymenoptera, Cynipidae. The record is from RefSeq and is a predicted model, not a curated record. The transcript has 9 exons. Gene Ontology annotation, molecular function: microtubule motor activity; microtubule binding; ATP binding. Gene Ontology annotation, biological process: microtubule-based movement. The coding region runs from base 96 to 2054 and encodes 652 amino acids.
CAUGACUUUUUGGAAAGUAUCUAACAUUACUUUAUGAACAAGAAAAAUUAUUAUACAGUGAAUUUGUGUCCUAUUUGUUAAUAAAGAAUUAGGCAAUGUCAGGAACCAGGGAUAAUGCAGCCAAACUCGGCGAAUUUGAAAAUGUGCGAGUGGUGGUACGAGUUCGACCACUAAGUAAAAAGGAAUUGGAAAAUAAUUGUAAAAAAAUAACCAAAAUUGACACCCUAAAUGCAGAAAUAACAAUAGAAAACGCCAAUCGUGGUGAACCCCCUAAAGUAUUUUCCUUCGAUGCGGUUUUUGAUACAAAUUCAACCCAAGUCGAUAUUUACAAUGAAACUGCUCGUCCCAUCGUUGAAAAAGUUUUGCAAGGCUACAAUGGAACAAUUUUUGCCUAUGGGCAAACUGGAACUGGAAAGACUUAUACUAUGUCUGGAGAAAAAACGUCUCCGCAGGUCAGAGGCAUCAUUCCAAAUACUUUUGCUCACAUUUUUGGACAUAUUGCAAAGGCCGAUGAAAAUCGAAAGUUUUUGGUGCGAGCGACUUUUUUAGAAAUAUACAAUGAAGAAGUUAGGGAUUUGUUAGGAAAAGAUCAGAAUAUUAGACUGGAAGUUAAAGAGAGGGCAGAUAUUGGGGUUUUUGUCAAGGACCUCAGUGCAUACGUCGUCAAUAAUGCUGAUGAUCUGGAUAGAAUUAUGACUCUUGGAAAUAAAAAUCGUAUCGUAGGGGCAACCGCAAUGAAUGAAUCAAGUUCAAGAUCCCAUGCAAUUUUCACAAUCACUGUGGAAUCCAGUCAAGUUGGAGAAGAUGGGCAACAGCACGUGAAAAUGGGAAAGCUUCAUUUAGUUGAUUUGGCUGGUUCAGAACGUCAAAGCAAGACAAAAGCAAGUGGCCUCCGUUUGAGGGAAGCCGCAAAAAUUAAUUUAUCGUUAUCAACAUUAGGAAAUGUUAUUUCUGCCCUUGUCGAUGGUCAAAGUUCCCAUGUGCCUUACAGAAAUUCAAAAUUAACGAGGUUGCUGCAAGAUUCCCUAGGUGGCAAUUCCAAAACUCUCAUGUGUGCUAAUAUAAGUCCAGCAGACUUCAAUUAUGAGGAGACAAUAAGCACUUUGCGUUAUGCAAAUAGAGCCAAAAAUAUAAAAAAUCGAGCAAGAAUAAAUGAAGAUCCCAAAGAUGCACUUCUUCGACAAUUUCAAGUCGAAAUAGAAGAAUUGCGAAAACAAUUGGAGGAAAAUGGUGCAGAAAUUUCAGAAGAGGAUUCUGAUGAUUCUGAGGAAACUGGAGAAACAAGGAGGGAAAGAAUGGCAAGGCAUAGAAAAAGUCAAAUGAUGUCGAUGGAAGAACUGGAAGAUAAAUUAAAUCGAGAAAAAGUUGAUGAAAUUCUAGAAGAUGAUAAGAAUUCUGAUGACAAUGUGACUGAAUUAAAAUGCACCCAGAGCGAAAAGGAAGCACUUCGAGCGAAAAUUCAGAAUCUUCAAAAGAAGAUUAUAGUUGGUGGGGAAAAUCUGUUAGAGAAAGCUGAAGCUCAGGAGCAAAUUUUGGCUGCAUCUGCAAUUGAAUUAGACGAGAGGAAAAGUCGUGAAGAACAAUUAAAAAAAGCAAUAGAAGAAAAAGAAGCAGAAAGAAUAAAUAUAGAAGAAAAAUAUUCUUCUUUGCAAGAAGAGGCUGCAGGAACAACGAAAGAACUUGCCAGAUAUGAGACGAUGAUAUUAUCAACAAAAGCAGAAUUUUCUGAUUUGCAAAAAGAGACACAAAGAGAAAUUGAAGGACUUUUGGAAGCAGUCAAAGAAGUAGAAAGAGAGUUGAGACUUCAGGAAAUCGUUAUAAAUAGUUAUAUACCUUUUCAUUACCAAAAUAUGAUUGAAAAUUAUGUUCGCUGGAACGAAGAUAUUGGAGAAUGGCAACUUAAAUGUAUAGCCUACACUGGAAAUAAUAUACGAAAAGCUCAAGCGACUACUGAAGUUGAGAGUAGUAAAGAUCAAAGUCUGCCGGAUUUAUCCAAUAUCUACCUUUCCUAUAAGAGUGGAGGAGAAGAAAAUUUGGCUCCUUCCAGAAAAUAA